This is a messenger RNA of Ricinus communis (castor bean), 4094 nucleotides long. Its product is annotated as pentatricopeptide repeat-containing protein At5g27270. The record is from RefSeq and is a predicted model, not a curated record. Bases 123 to 3392 code for a protein of 1089 amino acids. NCBI's taxonomy places the organism in Eukaryota, Viridiplantae, Streptophyta, Magnoliopsida, Malpighiales, Euphorbiaceae. The transcript is spliced from 8 exons. Gene Ontology annotation, molecular function: protein binding.
CAAAACAUUUAUCUUCUAUUCUCCUUCCCUCUUCUUGUCAUUCCAUUUUCCCACUACACUAAAAUCCUCCUCUCCAACCCACAAAAUUUCCCGGGAAACGCUAGGAAAAUAAAAGAAAAAGGAUGGAGUCCAUCAUCCUCAAGUCGACCUUCCUCCCUCCACUUCCGAACCGAAAACCAAAAUCCCAAAAAGCCUCAAAAGCAAACUCCAAAAUGACCAUCAAAUCCUCAAUUCAUUCGGACCCAUGGUCAUUAAGCGACGGCAACGAUAUAUCAAAACCAAAACCCAGAUCCAGAAACCCCAAGAAACCACUUUCGGACGAUAAUGCAAGACGCAUAAUCAAAGCUAAAGCUCAAUACUUGAGCUUGCUACGUAAACACAAGGGACCACAUGUCCAAACACCCAAAUGGAUAAAAAGAACACCUGAACAAAUGGUUAAGUACUUGGAGGAUGAUAGAAAUGGGCAUCUUUAUGGGAAACAUGUGGUUGCUGCUAUAAAGACUGUGAGAGGAUUGGCUGGGAAAAGAGAGGAAGAGAGGAACGUGAGAUUGGUGAUGAGUGGGUUUGUGGGUAAAUUGAGUUUUAGAGAGAUGUGUGUUGUUCUGAAGGAACAGAAAGGUUGGAGAGAAGCUAGAGACUUUUUUUAUUGGAUGAAAUUGCAGAUAUGCUAUCAUCCAAGCGUUAUAGUCUACACAAUUGUUUUACGAACAUAUGGACAAGUUGGAAAGAUCAAGUUGGCUGAACAAACCUUCUUGGAGAUGCUUGAAGCAGGAUGUGAACCCGAUGAAGUUGCUUGUGGUACUAUGUUAUGUUCAUAUGCUAGAUGGGGACGCCACAAGGCUAUGUUUUCAUUUUAUUCUGCUAUACGGGAAAGGGGAAUAACACUUUCAGUUUCAGUUUACAACUUUAUGCUGUCCUCUUUGCAGAAGAAGUCACUUCAUGGCAGGGUCAUAGAAUUAUGGAGGCAAAUGGUGGAUAAAGCAGUGGCACCCAAUACUUUUACUUAUACUGUGGUCAUCAGUUCACUUGUCAAGGAAGGUCUUCAUGAAGAGGCUUUUAAAUUUUUUAAUGAGAUGAAGAACACUGGGCAUGUGCCUGAGGAGGUGACAUAUAGCUUGCUUAUUACUGUAAGUACCAAAAAGGGUAACUGGGAUGAAGCAGGGAGACUAUAUGAGGAUUUGAUAUCUCAUGGACUAGUUCCAAGUAACUUCACCUGUGCUUCACUUCUGACAAUGUAUUACAAAAAUGGAGAUUUUUCUAAAGCUCUUUCUCUCUUUAUGGAAAUGCAAAGCAAGAAAAUUGCAGCUGAUGAAGUAAUCUAUGGACUUCUCAUUAGAAUAUAUGGGAAACUUGGCCUUUAUGAUGAUGCCCAGAAAACAUUUGAAGAGACUGAACAAUUGGGUCUGCUGAGUGAUGAGAAAACAUAUUUGGCAAUGGCACAAGUUCACCUUAGCUCGGGGAAUUCUGAGAAAGCUUUGAGUGUUAUUGAAGUGAUGAAGUCUAGAAAUAUUUGGUUGUCGAGAUUUGCUUAUAUUGUUCUAUUGCAGUGUUAUGUUAUGAAAGAAGAUCUGGACUGUGCUGAAGCUACAUAUCAAGCUCUAUCAAAGACUGGACUUCCUGAUGCUGGGUCUUGUAAUGACAUGCUCAAUUUGUAUCUCAGACUUGACUUGACUGAAAAAGCUAAAACAUUUUUCAUCCAAAUAAGAAAAGAUCAGGUAGAUUUUGAUGAGGAGCUUUACAAGACAGUUACUAAAGUACUUUGCAAGGAGGGCAUGCUAAGCGAUGUUGAACAACUGACUGAAGAGGUGGGUACAAAUGAAUCAUUGAAAGAUAGUAGAUUCUUCCUGACAUUUUUUAAGAUUAUGCAUGGAGAAAACAAGGAAUGUAAACACAUCAUAUCAUUUGAUCAACUUGACACUAUUGCUCUGGGGCUUAUCCUUACUUUGUAUUUGAGACAUGAUAACUUUAGUAAGACCAAAGAGAUCAUAAGGUCGUUGCUUGUGACCUAUGGUGGUUUGUCUACUGUGAAUCAGCUGGUUACCAACUCAAUAAGGGAAGGCGAUGUUUGUAAAGCAGAGAUGAUCAAUGCUCAAGUAACCAUGCUAGGCGGCAGAUUAGAGAAUGACGUAAUUGCUUCUUUGAUUAGUCUAUAUGCUAAGCAACAAAAGCUGAAGCAGGCUCAAGAGGUCUUUGCAGCAGUUGCAGAUUCCCCAGUAUGUGGAAAACCAAUAGUUAACUCGAUGAUUGAUGCAUAUGCCAAAUGUGGUAAGUCAGAGGAUGCAUACUCUCUGUAUAGAGAGGUAACUGAUAGAGGGCUCAAUCUGGGUGCUGUUGGUGUCAGCAUAAUCGUGAAAGCAUUGUCCAAUCGUGGCAAACAUCAAGAAGCAGAAAAUAUUGUUCGCAAGAGUAUUCGGGAAAAUAUGGACCUUGAUACUGUGGCAUACAACAUCUUCAUCAAGGCAAUGCUAGAAGCAGGUAGACUGCAUUUUGCAGCUAGCAUCUAUGAACACAUGCUUUCCUUGGGAGUUACUCCGUCAAUUCAGACGUACAACACUAUGAUUAGUGUUUAUGGACGAGGUGAGAAGUUGGAUAAGGCUGUGGAGAUAUUUAACACUGCUUGCAGCUCGGGUGUCUCUCUGGAUGAGAAGGCAUACAUGAACAUGGUCAGCUAUUAUGGCAAGGCUGGUAAGAGGAAUGAAGCAUCUCUUCUGUUCACCAAAAUGCAGGAAGAAGGGAUAAAACCGGGGAAGGUUAGCUACAACAUUAUGAUCAAAGUGUUUGCCAUAGCUGGACUAUAUCAUGAAGCUAAGGAGCUUUUCCAUGCCAUGCAGAGAGAUGGCUGGCCACCAGAUUCCUUCACUUACCUUUCUCUUGUUCAAGCUUAUACGGAGAGUUUGAAAUACUCGGAAGCAGAGGAAACCAUUGAUGGUAUGCCGAAGAAGGGCGUUCUGCCUUCCUGUUCUCAUUUUAACCACCUACUCUCUGCUUAUGCAAAAGCUGGUCUUAUGGUAGAAGCAGAAAGAGUUUAUAAGAAACUACUGACUUCUGGUUUAAGUCCUGAUCUUGCUUGUUACCGAGCUAUGCUGAGAGGGUACUUGGACUAUGGACAAGUCGAAAAAGGUAUAAACUUUUUUGAGCAGAUCAAGAAGUCUGCAGAAUCCGACCGAUUCAUUAUGAGUGCUGCAGUGCAUUUGUACAAAUUUGCAGGAAAAGAACCCAUGGCUGAAGUUCUUUUGGGAUCCAUGAACAAUUUGAAGAUCUCAUUCCUCCAUAACCUUCAAGUUGGAUCAAAGAUAGUAUCUAAAUAUGCAUCAAAGAUAGCUGUGCAAUGCACUUCACAACUUGGAGAGCAAAGUGACGAAGGAAUUCUCAAUGUUGAUGAGGACCAGUGAUGGAUCAAAUGGUUACACCUCAUUGAUGACUUGCUAUUGCUAUUCCACGAUAUUAUAGAACGCCAGGUCAAUGGAGAUGCUCCAUAUCUAAGUUGAAUGGCCAAUGUGGAGAAAAAAGAAAAAAAGGAACCACAAAAAAGCUUCAUGAUUACAUAUCAUGGCGAUGAGUUGGUGGGUCUGGAGUCCAUACUAUACCGUGUGGAAAAGAGCUCCUCCAGAGAAAGAAGGCAAAUUAUGAGGUGAAGAUAAUUGGCCAUAGGUAGGGGCAUAAUUGUAAGCAGAGAGAAACUGUAUCAUGGCCAGUGUGUCACACGAAGGAGCCCUUCGUUUAUGUCACUGAUGUACCAGAUGAUCUGAUCCGUGAGUAUUUAACACUCGCACCCUCGCUACAGAAGAACCAUCUGAUUUGAUAUAGCGACCAGCAUUAGCCUGCCUACCACAUCUUGUGCUGAAAGUUUUUGGGAAUGGCUAACUUCUAGCAUAAUUCUUUACAAUGGAGUGCUGUACUCAGAAAUACACCAAGGCAAACUAGGCAUUACUUUCUUAAAGACUAUAGGGGAAAUGUGAUUCGGAGUUCCCCCCCCCUAUUUUUUUUUUUUUUUUCUUUUUUCAAUGAUGCUAAUUGUUAAUGUAAAUGCAAAAUUAACAUCUAUUUCUUCAAUGAGAUUUAUAGCACCACGAAUAGUGAAUAUUUCUUGAUUA